AUGCGGCCCGAGGAUCUAAAAUGUGGCUCCAAGAAGGGCAAGCGGAACGCUGUCGAGAGCGGCGCAAAUUUGAGUCUCGAAGAGCUCGUUCGCAACGAGCGCAACGCGCCAGAUAUGGACUCUGUUCAUGCGCAGAACGUCAUGCGGCUGGGGACGCGCUACAAUCACUCAGACGGCAAAGGGGCAAGUGCGAGCGGCCUCGACGAAGAAGACGCGGUCGACAUGCGUCUGUACCGCGAUGCGAAGGACCGUCUCACGGAACGCGCGUUCGUCCAGAGCUCGGAGCGGCAAAUGCUCAAGAGUCGGAUGCAGUGGGACACGGCCAUGCAGCGCUGCUGGUUCUGUAUGAAGAGCGAGAGCUUCAAGAAGCACCUCAUGAUAGCGAUGGGCGAGUAUGCGUACGUGGCGUUGCCGUCGACCGCGACGAUCGUGCCCGGUCAGUGCAUCAUUGCCCCCAUGGAGCACCUCGCGUCGACGACGGCGGCGGACGAAAACACGGUCGCCGAGAUUGAGCGCUUCAAGAAGGCGCUGCGCUCCAUGUGGGCGGCGUUAGGCUCCGCAGUUGUCUUUCUCGAGACGACGAUGGACCCUGCCAAGAAGCGUCACACGGUCAUCGAGUGCGUGCCCGUGCCGCUGCAAUUGGAGCCGGAUGUGCCCAUGUACUUUAAGCAAGGCUUGGUCGAAUGCGACGAAGAGUGGGCGACGCACAAGAAGAUCAUCGACACGACCGGUAAGGGUCUCCAGCGCUCGAUCCCGCCGCAAUUCGCCUACUUUCACGUCGAGUGGUCGAACGGCGGGUACGGCCACAUCAUUGAAGACGCGGCGCAAUUCCCGAAAGACUUUGGAGUGGACAUCCUCUCGGGCAUCCUCGAGGUCGACCCGCGCCGGUAUGGCAAGUACCACGCGUCGUUUGACGCAGAGAAGGACCGCGUCCGCGACUUCCUCGCGACGUGGCAGCCGUUUGACUGGACGCAAGAGCUCGACGGCGGCGAGUACGCGACGUAGGGCUGCGACCAGCGAUAACGUGUCCGCGUCGUGUUAGAAUCGUCUUGACUACUACUCGUACACGGAACGCUCUAUUAUAGUUUGACGUACAAA
This is a messenger RNA of Saprolegnia parasitica CBS 223.65, 1098 nucleotides long. RefSeq lists its product as hypothetical. Lineage: Eukaryota; Oomycota; Saprolegniomycetes; Saprolegniales; Saprolegniaceae. Bases 1 to 1005 code for a protein of 334 amino acids. The record is from RefSeq and is a predicted model, not a curated record. Gene Ontology annotation, cellular component: post-mRNA release spliceosomal complex. Gene Ontology annotation, biological process: mRNA splicing, via spliceosome. The transcript is spliced from 3 exons.